GUUCCGAGUCAUCCAGUCGGAGCCCCAGGGGGCAAAGCGUCCGGCGAAGGUGGUGGAGCUGGGUCGAAAGAAGCGCCAGAGCGCCCAAGUGGCCAGUUUAAAGAACCAAAUGAUAUAUUCUCAUGGGGUUUUCAAGCUUCAAAAUAGCCCGGCAUUGAGAGAAAUCCCCAUUAAACCUCCUGGUGGAGGAGAUAUCAUGGAAAUGUUUCAGAACAAAGGAAACCGUGUGUACGAGUUCAUAGAGCCGGAGUUGGCGGAACCCAAACCAUCCUAUUCUGGGUUACCAUUGGAGUCGUUCCCCAAUGCCAAAAUCAAAAAGGAGUCUCUAUGGCCAGCCAAGACCAAAAAACUCAAAACCCGCGUGGAGCCUGAUCCAGUACGCCAAGAAGGUAAGGAGAUCACCUACAAGUUCCAUCUACAAACCUCCAAUUCGGAUAGCCUCACCAAUGAGAGCAGAAUUCGAAGUGUUCACAGCCCUAAGGGUAAUCCCAAACUCCCUGACGAGGAAGCCACGAAAACAGAAACGAACCGAAGCGUGCCCCUUACACCCAUAUCUCAAGCUUCUGGCUCUAUUAAAGUCAAGACUCCUAAUACCAACAGUCCGCUACGGGCGUCCAAGAGAAUAAAGGUGAUCACCCCCAAAAAACCAAUUGCUACCACACAUUUGGCUCCUUCGUUUGUAACAGAACGUGAGAAAAACUCGAGUGAUUUGGAAGAACCAUCCAAUGAUGACUUUUGCAGCGCCUGUGGUGGUUCUGGUGUAUUCAUUUGCUGUGAAGGAUGUCCCAAGUCUUUUCAUUUUAUUUGUUGUGAUCCUCCAUUGGAUGAUUUGCCCGAAGAUAACUGGAUAUGUAGAGACUGUGAGGCCAAUCAGAACCCCAAAAAUGCCCAGCAGUAUGACGAUAUGGGGAUUUUUGGCCAGUUGAUGAACAAUUUGCUGACAUUAAAUCCGGUCGAGUUUCAGCUUCCGAAGAGCUUGAGGGACGAUACCUUUAUCAACGUGGAAACUGAUGAACACGGCACCUACGAAGAUGACAGCUUGAAACCUCAACUUUCCUACGGUAAGCUCAACGGGUCCCAGAUCUCGGGGUAUAAUUAUAAUCAAGACUUGGAAAUCGAGAAGCUUUACCAUAAAAAUGGAGAUCCGUUCUUGUGCCACAAGUGUGGGCUUUCAGGACUAUACGGAAAAACCCUAGUCCACUGUGACUAUUGUCCACUUGUGUGGCAUAUGGAUUGUUUGAAAGAUCCCAUAUAUACCCCGAAGACGGUGGGAUUCAAAUGGAGGUGUCCUAAUCACUACGAGAAUCUUUUCCCUGUUAAUCUCUUCUCUAAGCGGAACUUUAAAGACACCCCUAUCAUGGAUGUGGCCCUACACAACCAUUUCUUGAAAAUUGCUCAACUGCAAAAUUUCUUGAUCAAGUAUAGGGACCAACCGUGGUUGAAGAAAGAUGGUUCGGUGGCGACUCUUCAGGAGUAUCUUCAGUACGAAAUGAAGAACUUCAACAAGCUCAAUCCUGACUACGACGAUAAAGAAAUGCUGGCUGGUAACCACAACACAUUGGAUAAUGACGAUGACAUCCACGAGGACUUUAAUGUUCCCAACUUCUUCAACAACUACCCUAUCAAAGGUGGGGUGGUGGCCAAGCCAUCAGAGAGGUUGAGUAGAAUCAUUACCAUGACAAAUGAAGACGAGUCAAAUGGUGGUAAAGUCUGCUCAUUUGUAUAUAGAGUUCCGGAAGAACUGAUUGUGCUUGAUUUUUUCACCAAGGUUAAAACCGAACUGCAAAAGCGCAAAAGAAGAAAGAAGGUCCAACAUUUAUCGGUCAGAGAUAGAAUAUUCAGAGACUUGGAUAAAUACGAAGAGAAACGUAAGGAUGAGGCGGACUUCCUAUCUAAUGCCGAAUACUUUCACCAAACCCUGAAGAAUGAUGGCAUAGAACAUCUUAUAAAGGCAGCACUUGGGUCCACUCCCGAGCCCACUACUCCCCUCUCAAGUGACGAGGUUUCAGAGCUUGUUCACAUCAAGAAAUUGAUCCAGGCUAAAGGCAAGGAUGCGUUUAUGGAGUUCUUGAAAUCGUAAUAGACGUUGUACUUUAUUAAUAAUAUAUACAAGAAACCGUUACAACAUGAUUAGACUCGCUUACUGGUGUGCUACUGUAUUAAGGUCCAAACCUUUCAACACUUCAGGAUCCACAGGAGUGGCACCAGUGAGUUGUACCACUUUGGCCAAUAUGUCACUGUGUGAAAUGCCUUCGCAGCUGACUUCUUGGUUGCCAGAUUCAGUGUGGAUCACCACUUUGGUGGGGCACUUGGCCAACUCUUGAUCGGAAUCGGUUUGUACUUUGAGGACAUGGAACUCGGUAUCGUAGUUGUGGAAUUUCAAGGUUGGGAGAUUGUGUUUCCAAAAUUGUCUUAAACCUAUCGAUGGUUUAUGAAGUCUAUUCUGUGGUAAGAUCAAGUCCAAACGGGUGAAUUUUGGGUCGAAUUUGAAGGCGGUUGCAGUGCUUCCGUGGAUGAUAUUGAUACGAGUAGCCUGUUUCAAUAAACGUGACUUGGGAAGCCCCGGAAACAUCGAGUUGAGGGUCUUUGGCUUUGCCAUGCUGCUAGUGCGGAAGAAACGAAUAAAAAAUUUUC
Messenger RNA from Yamadazyma tenuis ATCC 10573, 2634 nucleotides. NCBI's taxonomy places the organism in Eukaryota, Fungi, Ascomycota, Pichiomycetes, Serinales, Debaryomycetaceae. The record is from RefSeq and is a predicted model, not a curated record.